CACGCGCUUAGCUUGAAGAGGAAAACCCGCAUCUUUUAGAUUGCUCGCAAUGUUGCACAUGCCCAUAGUUCUUUUAGCUGCAGUGACAAUGGUUGGAGGCAUGCGACUGGCGAGACUGGAAGUUCCUGGGGCAGUGGUCAUCGGGGAGAACGUUUGGCUCAAGUGCGAUUUUGACCUGGAAGGGGAUGAAUUGUACUCGGUCAAAUGGUACAAGAACAAUGUCGAGUUCUAUCGCUAUCAGCCAAGGGACAGGCUUCAUGGCCAGAUGUACGAGCUCUUGGGAGUGUACGUCGAACUGUCAAAGUCGAACGCCAGCCACGUCUUUUUGAAGCGCAGCGACUUGAACACCGAAGGUACGUACGGCUGCGAAGUGUCGUCCGAGGCUCCACAUUUCAAAACUGUCAAAGCGGAGGAUGAAUUGAGAGUAUAUGUUUUACCAAAGGAGCCACCCAUAAUAGAAGGAGCAGAUUCCAUGUAUGAAGUUGGUGACAGAGUGAAUGUGACUUGUAGUUCUGGACCUUCCAAACCAGCGGCCACUUUAAGCUGGUUUAUAAACGGAGAACCGGCUAACGCAACAUUCGUGCGAAAGUAUUCAUCUAUUCGACAUUACAGUGGACUUCAAACUUCUCAAGUUGGUCUGGAAUUUAUCGUGGGUGAAAAGGAUUUUGACCAAGGGAAACUGAAGCUUAGAUGUGUGGCAACGAUAUCGCAAGUUUACUCCAGUGGAAGCGAGGAACUAAUCAUCGGAGAUAGAGGUCAAGCCUCAGGUUCUCAUCACGCAGUUCCCUACCUCGUGCCCGGACAGGAUGGCCCGAAGAUAGAAGGCACGAGUCCAAGGUAUGAAAUUGGUGACUUGGUAGAUGUUAAUUGCACCUCCGCUCCUGCUCGAAGUGCAGCUCUGCUCAAAUGGUACAUUAAUGACAAAGAGGUGGCACCUAAUAAAACGACUCCACAUCCUCCAAUCCAUUACACUGAUGACCUGAAAGCCUCAGUGUUGGGUCUGCGCUUCCGUGUGGAACAAAAUAUGUUCAAAAGUGACGAACUGCGAUUAAAAUGUACGGCCACGCUGUCAAAGGUUGUUAGUCUCAGCAGUGAUGUGACUGUCGUUGGAGGAAAUCAGCAAAAUUCCGGAUUCCAUGUUUCGGAAAAUACUGUUUCUGUGACAAAUCCUACUCCCCGUUGCUGCGUAGAAAGAACUUUAUGGAUCUCCAUUUUCUUAACAGUAUUAUCCACUUGGUAUCCUAGCGACCUAUGUUCCGGUCUGUUGAUGACAUCAAUCUACUGACAAUCAAUGACUAUAGCUGGAAUGACUCUGUGGAGAAUACUCAUCAGCAGGUAGCUUCAAAGACAUUAAUUCCAACAUGAACCUGUGACACACAAUCUAAGGCCGACAGUGUUUUAGCUAUGAAACCCAGAGUAUGAGCAAAAUAUACUCAUCAAAUAUAUUUGAGCUCUCAAUCUGUGCAUGGAACCUGAAAGUAUCAGCAGUGGAUUUUUUUGAAUGAGAGAAUAAUUGUCUCUGUUUUACUGACAGGAUUCAUAUGGACCAAUGGAUUGAAGCAGAAAAAUGAUUCCAAUCAGCUCUUUGUCAGAAUUAUUUCUGACUGAUUCCCAGCAGCAUUUACCUCAUCUGUAUUAUAAAGACUACUAACUAAAGACAACUAAUAAAAACUUAUUUUAUUACAGAAUUGUGAAAAAUGGAUGCUUGGAAAUUUCUAGUGAAUUACUUUAGAGAUUUUAUGACGUGAUGCACAAGAGCAUGUGGAUUUAGAGCUAUGAAUAAAUGAUUAUUGCAAGUUAAGUAUUUUAAAUUUGCCGUGAGCCCAUCAUAUUUAUAUGCCUUAUCAGUUAAACUGAUUGAUAGUAGUUGAAUUAAUACUUAAAGAACUUCAUAUGCUUGUCUGAUUCAAUCCACGAGUAAUCUCCACUCUCAUGAAAACUACUCAAAGCUGAAGAAUACAUUUUUGUUUUUAUUUGUCAUCAUUUGUUGCUGCUUUGAGGAAGAAAAAUGCUUUUAAUCGAUUUUAUUUUCAACAGUUCGCAGCAUAGUUGGUACAACAAAACGUGAAUUAGACUUCUAACUUAUUGGUUAAUAUUAUGUGGUUGAUGCACAAUUGUAUAUAUACACUGUCUGUAUAUGCUGAAAAUAUCAAAUU
Argiope bruennichi is the source of this 2156-nucleotide messenger RNA. Its product is annotated as synaptogenesis protein syg-2-like. The transcript has 8 exons. Bases 50 to 1285 code for a protein of 411 amino acids. Lineage: Eukaryota; Metazoa; Arthropoda; Arachnida; Araneae; Araneidae. The record is from RefSeq and is a predicted model, not a curated record.